AACCGUACGGCCGUGGGCAGAGCCAGGACUGACAGUCAAACUGAACGUCCCACGCUGGAUCUGAGAGAUCUAACAGCGCCACUGCCUCUCGUAUGUGCCUGUCGAUCCUCGUCAUUGGUCUUGGCACACCAGAGCCCCACCACCACUGCAUCCUCCUCAUGCUCGUCCAACAGUGACCUCCAUCUCACCCAAAUCUCACGUACCACACACCGCCCUCCACCUCCAACAUGGGCUCCUCCGACCCGCAACCUGUGUCCGUCCUGUUCGUGUGCCUCGGCAACAUCUGCCGCUCCACCAUGGCCGAAGGCGUCUUCCAGUCCCUCGUCGCCGCCGCGCCGCCCUCCACCCGCUCCCUGGUCUCCACCAUCGACUCCUGCGGCACCGGCGCCUAUCACGUCGGCGACAGCCCGGACUCGCGCACCAUGUCCACGCUGCGCGCCAACGGCAUCAAGACCUACAAGCACGCGGCGCGCAAAUUCGCCCCCAAGACUGAUUUCUCGGACUUCGACUACAUUCUCGCCAUGGACGAUAGUAAUCUUGAAGACUUGAUGGAGCUGCGCAGGAAAGCUGUGAAGGGGAAGGGCGAGGAGGGCGUCGGGCGAGUGAUGCUGUUUGGGGAGUUUGGGGGCGAGGCGCGGAGGGGAGGGAGGGGCGAGGAGAUCCAGGAUCCGUAUUAUGGGGGGAACGAUGGGUUCAAGGUGGCGUAUGAGCAGGCUGUCAAGUUCUCGAAGGUGUUUCUGGAGAAGUUGGAGAAGGGCGAGUUGAGCUAGAGACGGGGCUGAAGAGAUUGAGCGCUUUUGAUACCCUUAGACCGAGCAUGCGGACUCUAACAAUGCAUAUACACAUACUCCUACACGCCUCGCGCCAUCCUUCAUCCUUCCACCAUCUCACACAUUCCCCCCUCCUCACGCCUUCCCCUCCUCCCCCUUCGCCUCCUCCGCCCUCAACCGCUCAA
Molecule: messenger RNA, 955 nt
Organism: Boeremia exigua
Lineage: Eukaryota; Fungi; Ascomycota; Dothideomycetes; Pleosporales; Didymellaceae
Product: low molecular weight phosphotyrosine protein phosphatase
Exons: 2
Coding region: 228-770 (180 amino acids)
Biological process (GO): protein dephosphorylation
Molecular function (GO): protein tyrosine phosphatase activity
Source: RefSeq, a predicted model, not a curated record